Messenger RNA from Macadamia integrifolia, 943 nucleotides. RefSeq lists its product as uncharacterized. The record is from RefSeq and is a predicted model, not a curated record. The transcript is spliced from 2 exons. The coding region runs from base 14 to 811 and encodes 265 amino acids. Lineage: Eukaryota; Viridiplantae; Streptophyta; Magnoliopsida; Proteales; Proteaceae.
UCGUCAGAUUCCAAUGCCCGGUGAUCGUAUCUUCAAAUUUUCCAGCGAAAAGGAUAGUUUUCAUCCCUCUCUAUUUUCCCGGCGGCAUCUUGGGGUAGGAGGAGAGGACUGGCCGGAAUCACCCACCAGUACAGAUUCCGGCGACACCACCGACGAAGAGAACGAGGAUUUUUGGGAGACACAGCACCACCUUCUAGAUGUAAUAUUGUCAGGAACGAGUUCAACCGAGUCAACGAUUCUAAAAGCCACAGAAGAGGCUGUAAGAGAUUCCCAAAUGGAAGAAAACGUUUGUGUCUGCAGCUGGAGAUAUGUUCCCCAUGGUUGCCAGAGCUGCUUCCGCAGAGACAUCUCUAAACGUCUUCGAAUUGCUGGUUUUGAUUGUGCCACUUGUCUAUCCAUGUGGUGUAGCUCAUCAGAGAUUCCAUCUGGAGUGCAUAGCUACCUUGAUGUUGUGGAAAAGUCAGAGAAGGAAAAAGAGGUGAGGGUGGUGAUUGAAUUGAAUUUCAGAGCUGAGUUUGAGAUGGCGAGAGCUAGUAAUGAAUACAAGAGGCUAAUGAAUCGGAUUCCUGAGAUUUUUGUGGGGAAAGAGGAGAGGCUACGUAGUCUGGUGGAGAUACUGUGUUUGGCAACUAAGAAAAGUAUGGAGGAAAAUAGGAUGCAUAUGGGUCCAUGGAGAAAACACAAGUACAUGCAAGCCAAGUGGUUUGGUACUUGUGAGCAAGAUGACAGCAUGGGCGGCGACACCACUACCGCCGCCGGGAGGGGCGGUCAAGCCUCCUAUGGCCUCCGUGCUAACAUUUGGCUUGCUUGAGAAGCUAUCCAUGCCUUGCAACCUGAGGCCAUAGACUUGGUCUCUCAUGUGACCCGGAUCAAAGUUUUCUCGUUUUUUUAUAUCAUUUGGGAGAGAGCUCUUAGGUAAGUGGCAUUGAAGGAAGGGACCAAC